Pundamilia nyererei is the source of this 3344-nucleotide messenger RNA. RefSeq names its product LSM14A mRNA processing body assembly factor b (gene lsm14ab). Gene Ontology annotation, molecular function: mRNA binding. Gene Ontology annotation, biological process: cytoplasmic stress granule assembly; P-body assembly. Bases 236 to 1543 code for a protein of 435 amino acids. NCBI's taxonomy places the organism in Eukaryota, Metazoa, Chordata, Actinopteri, Cichliformes, Cichlidae. Gene Ontology annotation, cellular component: P-body. The transcript has 9 exons. The record is from RefSeq and is a predicted model, not a curated record.
ACUUUAGUUGACUAGGCCUCUACCUAUCUCCCAAAAUCCUUUGCGGCAGGGGAAGGAAAAUGAAAACGGCCAUGUCGUGGUAGAGAUCAGUUGUGAGCGGGAUUCAUAGUGUCGUUUGACGAUAUAUGUUAUGUAGUCUGAGAACUGCAGGUCUGAAAAGAACGCAUCCGACGCUUCGUGUGACACAAAACGUUUUCUUCGGAAGUACGCGUGUAAAUAAAGUUAAAGGACGAAGAUGAGCGGAGGAGGGACACCGUACCUCGGCAGCAAAAUUAGCCUCAUCUCCAAGGCCGAGAUCCGCUAUGAAGGAAUUUUGUACACGAUUGACACAGAAAACUCGACUGUAGCUCUCGCUAAAGUUCGCUCCUUUGGCACUGAGGAUCGGCCCACUGACAGGCCUAUUCCUCCUCGGGAUGAGGUCUUUGAGUACAUCAUCUUCCGAGGAAGUGAUAUUAAAGACCUAACAGUUUGUGAGCCACCAAAAGCCACCAGUGCCCUGCCGCAGGACCCUGCCAUAGUCCAAGUAAGUCAAUUGUCAUCAAUUGGAUCCUCAAGUGCUGCAGCACCUCCAUCAUUCCAGGCUCCUGGGUCCUAUGCACCUUUCAGCAGGGCUCCUGCCCCAUCAUACAGCCAGUUUGGUGUUGCACCCAUUAGUUCUCAACAGUUUGGAUCUACUGGAGCAAUUGGACGCACUAGUCCCCAGCUGGAUUCUAUAAGAAAGAGUCCCACCCUGGAACAGUCAGUGAAGGCCCCACCAUCAUCCACCCCAGCUCCACCUGCAGGACAGCGGAGUCAGACAGGGGCAGCAGCUUCCAGAACCACCACCACUGGCAUCCAGAAGCCUCCAGACCUCCUGGAGCAGAGAAAAGCUCCUGAGGUUCCGAAGGUAGCGCAGCCAGAUAAUGAGCAGGGUGCAGUUGAAAACCGGGAUCCCAAUAAGCGCCAAGGUGCUGGUGUUCAGUCUUCUAACCGCCGUGGCCGUGGAAGAGGAAACCGCAGCAGAGGCAAAGUAAAUGUGCGCAGGGAUGGCACAGUGAAGUUUGACGAAGACUUUGACUUUGAGACUGCCAACGCCCAGUUUCACAAAGACGAGAUUGACAAAGAGCUCCAGAACAAGCUCAAACUCAAAGAUGACAAAACUGAAAAGGCACUCAAUGGGGAGGAAUCAGAGCAUCCAGCCAAUGAAGGUGCUGCUGAGGAAGAGGAGGCUGUGAUAAAUACCUGCUACUAUGACAAGUCAAAGUCCUUCUUUGAUAACCUGUCCUGUGAUGAUACCAGGGAUCGUAGGCCAACCUGGGCUGAAGAGAGACGAAUGAACGCUGAGACAUUCGGCAUCCCUCUGAGGCACAACCGAGGAAGAGGUGGUUUCCGCGGUCGAGGCUUCAUGGGGCCUCGUGGAGGCAGAGGGCGACCGGUAAGCAGAGGCUCCUUCGGACCACCCCGAGGUGCUCCACCUGGAUUCAGAGGCGGAUUCAGAGGUGGCAGAGGAGGCCGGGAUUUCUCUGAUUUCGAAUACAGGAAGGAGAACAAGGUGGCUGCGUAGUACUGCAGUGAUGGAUCCACGAUGAAUGGUAGCCAGUCAUCAUGAAAUUAUAUUCAUCCUACAAAUUUUCUCAGCAUUCAACAGACAAAAAAUGAAGACAUCUUGUUGGUCACCAGCACCACGGUGGACUUUUCAGGCAGUGAGAGUGCCACUCCCUCUCUCAGCUUCACAAUGAGGCUUUUUGUUUUUUGUUUAGUUUUUUUGCCCCAGAAAUAUUAGUUUGAUAAGCAGUCACCGGAUGGACAGGAACACGUGUAAAUAUACCAUGUUUUGGAGUUUGUUCUCUUAAUUUACAGUAUUGUUUGAUAUUGAAUGCUGUAUCCAGAGUGCCCUCUGAUACUGUGAGCGGAUCACAGUCGGUGUGAUCGAUAGCUUUAUUUUAUCUUUUUUCAGUUCCCCUCGACUCCGUUUGAUAUAUUUCUUUGACACCAGAAUUCAAUGCAUCGCCUGUUGCACUUUUUUUUUUUUUCUCCUCUCAGACGCAUGUGUUCAGUAUCCUUUCUCGACUUUAAGCAUUUUAUUUUUCAUUAAUUCAUUCUCAAAUGUAGUGAGAUCAAAGCCAGCUGAAAAAGCAAAAAUCUGAACUUUACUGAAUGUAUUCUGAUCUCAUUUUAUUCUUCCUGCUCCACAGCAAAUUUAUUGCCCACCAAAAAAACCCCAGUCCCUCCUAGUUUUUAAGACGUAUGUAUUCAGUAAGUAGAUCAGUCAGUCCUCAUAAAUCAGAUGAAUUCUUUCAGCUUUAGGUUGGCAGCCUAGUGCAGCCAUUCAUUUGAUAUAUGCAGUUUACAGCAUAUUAGGUAUAGAUCUAUAUGUUGACUGCCGUAUUUCUUUUUUAAAUUUUUUUUUUAACAGUUUCCUGUUAUUUGUACCUUUUUUGAGGAAAUAUUCAUUAUUAGUAAAAUCUGUAGAAGGUGUUUUGUUUUUCCUGUAGGGAAGAACACCUAAACAGGUUAAAACUGACAAAAAACCCAAAACAAUGACGUGUUUGAGCUAAACUGAUUGUCUGCCAGAAGUAUGUGUUAUCAUUUAAGUACCUGUUAAAUGUCCCAAACAUGUGGAGUCCUCUGUUAAUUUCAGCUUACUUUUGAAUUGUCUUACAGUGUUGUCCUCUGAAUUGUCGUCUCCCCCACCCUCCCUACUGUUACUACACUCAGCUGUGUCAGAUUAUUUACUGAAAAUGGGAAAUAUUGUGGACUAAAUGAUGUCUCAAAGCAUAUGUUCAAACAAAUGACAGCGAUGCUGAUAGGUGUCAGCCUUCCAGCUUGUUUGUAGCGCUCUUGUUGCAUUGUGGUCAGUGUGAUUGUUCUCUGAAGUGAAUUUAUUUUUAUUGACUUUGAACAAAGGGACAAGAACUGGAUGUGGUGGGAUGCCUCUUUUUCUUUUUGGCUCUGAUUUAGUGCUUUAGGGAGUGCCUUCAGAGUGGUGGGUUUUUGUACAGCUCUCCCUUUAACGAAAAGGUUACCUUUUCAGACAAGUAUCAAAAGCACUACAAGGUGAAAUAGAUCCUUUCCCGUAGCUUUGGUUGUUUAGAACAGAACAGUUCAGGUGAAAGUGGGCCGUUUAACCGGAUUAAUCACAGACAGCCGAUCACUGCAUGGUAGUCGUAAAAAGCAUCAUUCUAUAGGGGCUUUCUCAAUAACCAGCAGGAUUAAAUUUGAGACAAAAUAUUACUGAACGAUUCACAACUGACAUGUUUUCAUAUGUUUGCUACUGCUUCCAGUCACUGGAAUUGUAAAACAGGAAUAGUUUUCUUGAGAAGCAAAAUGGAGUUUUUACGUAAAAUAAAGAGUUGUACGAUUUA